Molecule: messenger RNA, 1548 nt
Organism: Synchiropus splendidus (mandarinfish)
Lineage: Eukaryota; Metazoa; Chordata; Actinopteri; Syngnathiformes; Callionymidae
Product: creatine kinase U-type, mitochondrial-like
Exons: 10
Coding region: 187-1434 (415 amino acids)
Biological process (GO): phosphocreatine biosynthetic process
Cellular component (GO): mitochondrion
Molecular function (GO): creatine kinase activity
Source: RefSeq, a predicted model, not a curated record
AGAGGAUUUCCAGUCUGAGAUUGAUGAGAAGGAUAAUCCUGUAGCAGCUCUCUGGUCCAGUCCCCACAGUCUGUCUGGACUGAAGCGCAGAGCCGCAGGAACCCUCCAGGUACUCCACGAUCUUCACUCUGAAGACCCUGCUGCAGUCCCACUCUCUUUUCAGGUCACGCUGAAGACAACGGCACCAUGGCUCACUCGUUCACUCGCAUGUUUUCUGGCCGCAAAGCAGCCGUGCUGCUGGCCGGCCUGGGCGCUGGGACUCUGGCCUCAGGCCUGGUCCUCACCAGCUCUUCUGCUGCGGCAGAGAGGAAGAGGCUCUACCCUCCCAGUGCUGAUUUCCCUGACCUGAGGAAGCACAACAACUGCAUGGCAUCUGCCCUGACCCCAAGUAUUUAUGCCCACCUGCGGGACAAGACCACCCCCAGCAGCUGGACCCUGGACCAGUGCAUCCAGACUGGGGUGGACAACCCCGGCCAUCCUUUCAUUAAGACAGUGGGGAUGGUGGCAGGAGACGAGGAGAGCUACGAGGUGUUUGCCGAGCUGUUUGACCCCGUUAUCAAAGACAGACACAAUGGCUACGACCCUCGGACGAUGAAGCACCCGACUGAUCUGGACUCCUCAAAGAUUUCCUCAGGAAUGUUCGACGAGCACUACGUGCUGUCCUCCCGCGUCCGUACUGGCCGCAGCAUCCGAGGCUUGAGUCUCCCACCUGCUUGCUCCCGCUCAGAGCGCCGCCAAGUCGAGCAGGUGGUGGUCGCUGCUCUGUCCGGGUUGAAGGAAGACCUCGCAGGUCGCUACUACAGUCUGGGGGAAAUGUCUGACAAAGAGCAGCAGCAGCUCAUUGACGAGCACUUCCUGUUUGACAAGCCGGUUUCUCCGCUGCUGACUGCUGCUGGCAUGGCCAGGGACUGGCCGGACGCUCGAGGAAUAUGGCACAACAACGACAAGAACUUUCUCAUCUGGAUCAAUGAGGAGGACCAUACUCGAAUCAUCUCCAUGGAGAAAGGAGGGAACAUGAAGAGGGUGUUUGAGAGGUUCUGCAAAGGACUCAAAGAGGUGGAGGAACUGAUCCAGAAGAGAGGAUGGGAGUUCAUGUGGAACCAACGGCUGGGCUACAUCCUCACCUGCCCUUCUAACCUGGGAACUGGACUGAGAGCCGGAGUUCACAUCCGCCUGCCACUACUCUGCAAGGAUCCCCGCUUCAAAAAGAUUCUGGAUAACCUGCGGCUCCAGAAAAGAGGCACCGGCGGGGUGGACACGGCCGCGAGUGGAGACACUUUUGACAUCUCCAAUCUUGACCGUCUGGGCAAGUCAGAGGUAGAACUGGUCCAGCUGGUGAUCGAUGGCGUGAACUAUUUGAUAGAGUGCGAGAAGAGACUGGAGAAGGGGCAGGACAUCAAGAUCCCCUCUCCUCUUCCUCAGUUCAGGAAGUGAUCAAUAGCCUUGUAAAGGAUUCUUCUACCUAAGAUGAGAGUUUGACUUUUGUCAAUAUCGCUCAUUCUGGCAUCCCUCUUCAAUAAAGCAUGUAUUUUUAGUAGCAAAAUAAAA